Molecule: messenger RNA, 1981 nt
Organism: Sceloporus undulatus (fence lizard)
Lineage: Eukaryota; Metazoa; Chordata; Lepidosauria; Squamata; Phrynosomatidae
Product: actin-related protein T2-like
Exons: 1
Coding region: 723-1814 (363 amino acids)
Source: RefSeq, a predicted model, not a curated record
AGGAAGUACAGUACUUACAUUGACCCAUGGAUAAGUCAACUCAGGUUUUUAGGUCAAUUUUUGACUAAAAUUUCUAGACUCAUACGUGAGUAUAUACAGUAAUUAUGAAUAAUGGUUAAGUAUACUUAGUAAGGGACACGGUGGCUUAGCGGUUAAGACACUGGCUCAUGACAAGCGCAUGAUUGGCAGUUCUAGGCCCAAGCACCACAUAACGGAAUGAGCUUCUGUCACUAGUCCCAGCUUCUGCCAACCUAGCAGUUCAAAAGCAUGUAAAAGUGCAAGUAGAUAGAUAGGUACCACUCUGGUGAGAAGGUAAUAGUGUUCCGUGUACUUUGGCAUUUAGUCACUAUUGUAAAAGAGUACAGUGGACCCUUGGAAUUCACUGGGGUUUGGUUCCCAGACCAUCUGUGGAUGAGAAAUGGGCUAAGUAUCAUUGGAAGGCAUGUAUGACUGUCGGUUUCUUUUCAGUAACAUCUGAAAUCACAGACUUCAGGCUUAAAGAAGAAGGACACAUACGUCAAAUAAACGUAUUUGAAAGGCAUUCGCUCCACCCCACACAAAUGGCAGGCUUAAACAUUUUCAAGCAGAACUUUAAGCCGCUUUGCUGGUUUGUGAUGUCAGUAUUCUAGAACGUUUUUUGCCAAGUUUUUCAGUAUGAUGCAGUGACUCCCAAUUGGAAAUGGCCAUAGAUCACAGCACUUGCGUUCUGUUGUUGAAGAGCCAUGUUGGAUGUGAGCAUAUUAAAAACUCCAGCUGUCAUAAUUGACAAUGGAUCUGGGUCUUGCAAAGCAGGGAUCUCCGGCGAGUCUCAACCACAGUCGGUUAUCUCAUCACUUGUUGGCUGCCAGAGAGUAGAAGAAUACUGUACUGGUAAAGAAGCCCUGAGGAAGAAAGACAAUGUACUGAACUAUCCUGUUGAGCGUGGCAUAAUUUCUUGUUGGGAUAACAUGGAGAAGCUAUGGAACCAUAUAUAUAAAUAUGAGCUUAAAGUAAAAUCCAGUACAAGUCCUUUGCUUCUCUCUGAACCACCACUAAAUCCACUCCGGAAUCGCGAGAUAAUCACAGAGCUGAUGUUUGAACACUUUAAGGUUCCCGCUUUGUACCUCUCCAUUCAAGCUACUUUGGCUCUUUAUGCGUCGGCGCGCACCACUGGACUGGUGAUGGACAGCGGACAUGGAGUCACUCACACUGUCCCCAUCUAUGAUGGAUAUUGUCUUCCUCAUGGGGUGCUCAGACUUGAUGUUGCAGGGAAGGAUAUCACAGAAUACCUCUCCAGGCUUUUAGAAAACAGCCGUUUUUCUUCUUCUACAAGAAGAGCAAACAAAGCCAUAGCAAAGAACGUAAAAGAAAAAUUCUGCUAUGUGGCUUUGGAUCCCAAGGUUGAAGCAAAGAAGAAAGCAGAAGAAGUCCUGAAGCUGCCAGAUGGGAAAACGGUCAAAAUCAAUUUCUGCAGAGCCCCAGAAAUCCUUUUCGUGCCAAAGACCAUUGGCAUUGAGAUGCCAGGCAUUCAUGCUAUGAUCAUCAAGAGCAUUAGAAAAUGUGAUAAGGAUAUUUCUGGCUCCCUAUAUGGCAAUGUGGUCCUCUCUGGGGGAUCAUCUCUUUUCCAGGGCCUAGAUGGAAGAAUUUUUAAAGAAAUAGAACAGCAUGUUCCAAAGGAUGUUCCAAUUCGAAUCAUAGCGCCUCCAGAAAGAUCCUGUGCUGCCUGGCUAGGAGCAUCUAUUGUUACUCACUUGGACUCCUUUAAACAAAUGUGGUUUACCUUUGAGGACUACAAAGAAUUUGGCGUAGCCGGCAUCCACCGGAAGUGCUUUUAAGAAGCUUGAAAUCGCAGCCAAAUUAAACUCUGCUGAUGAGAAAGUAUGAAAUGUGCAUACUGAACUUACUAAUAGUAAUUUUACAAAGUGGUUUGUGAGAUUGUAACUUGAAUAAAGGCACAAAAGGUGGUCAGUUCAGCAGGUCAUUAUAUAUGUGUUGACAGAUG